This is a messenger RNA of Dreissena polymorpha, 7081 nucleotides long. RefSeq names its product dyslexia-associated protein KIAA0319-like protein. The record is from RefSeq and is a predicted model, not a curated record. NCBI's taxonomy places the organism in Eukaryota, Metazoa, Mollusca, Bivalvia, Myida, Dreissenidae. The transcript has 25 exons. The coding region runs from base 272 to 3592 and encodes 1106 amino acids. Gene Ontology annotation, cellular component: cytoplasmic vesicle; plasma membrane.
CACAUUUGUCUGUCAGUUUGCCAAUCUGUUUACAAAAUAAUCUAAAUUUCUGUGAAUUGUGAAUUAAUUGAUACUUUUAAGGAUUCAGAAACCAUGCAACCAUCACUCUUCUAGAAUUCGUGACUGUAAAUAAGAAAGGCUACAAGACAGUUGAGAUCACAUUUGAAAAUUGCACAUCUACAUGUAUCUGGAUUCUGCAUUAACAAACCAUUGCAUGCAGUCAGAAAGUCACAGGAACUACAUCUACAAAAUGAAGAUUGUGGAUUGGUGAAUGAGAAUGGUUGCCAUGACUAGUUUUGUUGUUGCCAUGGGGAGACAACUUGGCGUGCUGAUAUUUUUUGCUAGCUCAGUAUUUGCAUUAAGUGAUUUCUGCGGUGAGCCAAGCAAGCUAUCACCUUCGAUAAUGCUAGAGAGGCUACAUACCACUGCUAUUCCGCGCGGUCUGUUGGACGCGGGUUACUUUGAACAAGACCAGCAGGCAGGCGAUGGCGCGGAGUGUGUCGUCAGCUGUUGUAACAAGCCGCUGUGUAAUGUGGCCUGGUUUACUGUUGGGAAAUGCUUCUCUAUUGAGUGUAACGUGGACGAUGAAAGGGCCUGCGAACCUGUCCCGCAGUCAACAUCAAAAUACAAGGACACGCUUUUCAUACAGAUUAGAUCAAUAAAUGAGACCAAGGCCAGCGAUGAAUGUGACCUCAAGGAUGACAACGGUUGCUAUGACAAACAGGAGUGUGUCACAGUAGGUCUUGUGACGAGGUGUAUGUGCGUGGACGGGUACCACUUCAGGAGUAGCAACAAUAAGACAUGUGUGAAAGAUUCAUUCAUUGGAAUGAUUACAGAAAAAGCAGGUGAACCAUUGGAAUGUGAGUACGGAAUCACCUUUUGUGGGCAAAACAAGGAAUGUGUUCUGCCCGCAGGCUCCAAAUCACGCCAUGGUGUCUGUACGUGCAAGAAUGGCUUCACCAAAGACAUGUCUGGGAAAUGUGUGGAAGUAGCAAACAAGGGCCAUAACUCUGAGUCACCCUUGGAAUGCGAGUAUGGGGUCACCGUUUGUGGGCUGAGUAAGGUAUGUGUUUUGCCUGUGGGAAGCAAAGCCCGCAACGGUGUCUGCAUGUGCGAGAAAGGCUUCGAGGAAGAUUCGUCGGGGAAGUGUGUGGACAAGGGGGAUAACUCUAAGAUGCCCGUGACAACCGACACAGGUGGAAGUGGCCUAAUUAAGAAUUUAACUGAGAAAACAGCGACAUCAGAUGGAUCAUCAGGAGAUAGAGAAUUCAUUAGUACAACUACUGUUAAAGUGAGCACUGGUCAAGGAACCACAACAAUGAUGCCUAUUCCAGAGAUCAAGAAAAAUACAACACCAGCAGUGACCUUGCUGACCGUUUCAAUAGGACCAAACAAGGUCAUCCAGUUGCCAGACAACCAAGUCACUUUAAAAGCCUUCACCCUACCAGAGGAGGAUAAAGACAAUCCCUACCACUAUGACUGGACCCUUGAGGCUCAUCCUGGGGGAGAGAAUACAGGCAAUAUGGCGGGAAAAAACACUAACACCCUGGUCCUUACGCAGCUUAUUGCUGGUGUUUACACCUUUCGUGUUCAAGUGACGGGCACUGACAAGUUUGGAGAUGCGAGAGUGAAUGUGAGCGUAUUGCCUCCUACAAGGAAGAAUGUGCCCCCUGUUGCAGUUGUGAAGCCAUCAGAUUUGGUGGUAAAACUGCCUAACUCUGCCAUAUUGGAUGGUUCUGAUAGUACGGAUGAUGACAAGAUAGUCAAGUACCAAUGGGAGAUGGUACAAGGCCCUCUGCAGGAUAAAACCAUCGCCGGGGAGGCGGCCAUACUCACACUGACCGACCUUGUGCCUGGCAAUUACACAUUCAAAUUGACAGUGACAGACUCUGAUGGUGCUACAAACUCUAAAACAGCGAAUGUCGGUGUUAUAAAAGAGACAGACUACCCACCAAAGGCCAACGCAGGUUCAGACAUCGUGAUCAACCUACCCCAAAAUUCUGUGGUGCUCAGUGGUAACCUUAGCACAGAUGACAAGGGCAUUGUGAGUUAUGAGUGGAUCAAGGUAUCCAGCGACAAACUGGCCGCUGAUAUGCAGGGGACCAGAACGUCAGAGCUACACCUCAGCAAUCUAGAGGUGGGAGACUACAUGUUCAGUCUCAAGGUCACGGACAGUGCUGGCCAGGUGUCUACUGCAGAUGUGCAUGUAUACGUGAAACCUGAACAAAACAAGCCUCCCGUUGCCAUGACGAUGGGUACCAUGGAGACCUCACUUCCCCUUGACAGCAUCUUAUUGGACGGCAGCAACAGUACAGACGAUCAGAAGAUAGUGUCCUAUGCCUGGCAACAGACUGCUGGACCUACCACACUGAUUAUCCGUGCCCCAGACCAGGUGACCACAGAGGCCACGGGUGAGAUCAAGGUUGGAAAAUACGAGUUCAAGGUCACCGUGAAAGAUGGGGAGCAACUCUCUUCUUCCAAUGUGCUUACCGUGGUAGUGAAACAAGUGGCCAAUGAACCACCCAUAGCGCGGGCUGGUGGCAAUGUAGAAGUGCAGCUUCCACAGGGUCUGGUGACAUUGGAUGGAUCUAAGUCAUCGGAUGAUCAUAAGAUAACCAGAUAUCACUGGGUCCGCGAAGCUGCCUCUCUCGCUGCAGGGGAUGUGCUGAACAGCAGUGACCACCAGGCGGUUCUGCAGCUGGUGAACCUUGUGGCUGGGCAUUAUGUGUUCAACCUUACAGUGGUGGAUGAGGGGGGAUUCAGUAGCAGUGAUAGAGCCUCUCUGCUGGUCAAAGAAGAUCCUCACAAGAAAGACCUGAUGGAAUUGGAGCUGGAAGCUGAUAUCACAGAAUUCACCCAAGAAAACGAGAAAAAUCUGGAGGGGCAGUUAGCGCUUCUGUUACCUAAGCAACCUGAACUUGGGGAGUUGCAGAUCAGUAUUCAGGGCAUGAGUGUGAACCCACAAUCUGGGAAUCUCAGGGUGCAAUUUUAUGCAAUCAAUGUGCUGCGUGAUGUGAGGACGUACAGAGAUGGUGUGGCCACAUUGACAGAGCUCAAGAAGAAGCUCAUGUCCUCUCCCUAUGUGCUGGAGUACAAGGCUGCCAGUGUGGAUACACUAGUAUGCCAAAAGAACUGCUCUGGGCACGGUCAUUGUGACAUGAAGACCAAGCGGUGUAUCUGUGAGGCCUUCUGGACCUCCAAUCUCUUCCUGUACUGGAUCUACGGGGAGACUAACUGUGAUUGGAGUAUUUUGUACGUUGUGAUAGUGUGCUUUUUCAUUGUGAUAUUCUGUACUGGUGCAAUAUGGGGCUGCAUUUUCUGCUGGCAAAGAAAAAGGUGCAGGUGCCGGUGCAGUGGCUGUCGUCGAACUACAAAGAAGAGACAUCGCUACUCUCUGCUGCAAGACGCAGACAAAGAUGAAGAGACGCUGGAACUCAAAUCAGGUAAAAUGCAGAACAGCAGUUUGAUGCUGUCGGACUCGGAGUUCUCAAGUGAAGAAGAAACUAUAUUCUUGAACAAUAAAAAGACUAAUGGACAUAUUGGAAAAUUGAACGGAGUGAAUAAACAUUUGAAGAACUCACUGAAGACGUGAAAUCUUAACUGCUGUUGUAUAAAGGUUGUGGUGAUGUUUGAUUUCUGACUUGUUUUUACAAAUAACUGAUGUAAAAUGUGAAUAUCCUGGAACAAUCCAUGUUUUUGUUGUUUCGUUGGUCAUUUAAUACGCACACAAUUUUGUUAAAAAAACACAAUAAUGUUGUGUGGUUGAUGCAUGGAGUGUUGGUGUAUAAGGCUAAAUGAAAAGCAUUUUGUAAGAAGAAUAAGAAACAAAGAGUUAUUUGUUAAAUCAAAAUUAUAUUUAUUGCUAAACAGUAAGGUAUUUUGAAGAUUGUAUGGUAGAUAUGAUUGUAAAUAUAAUUUAUGUAAACAAAGUGCCUCAAAUCAGGGGUGGCAAAUUUAUAUGUAAGAUUAUUUGUUCAUAUUUAGCUCUAUGGUCAGACAGAUAUGCAAAGGCUCUUUCAGUGUUAAAACUUUUAACUUUUAAUUUAACAGUUGUAAUAACUUUGUAACUAUAUUAUUCAUUUCGACUUUGCCUAUGGUAUCAUUUUAGCGAAUGAUGCAAUACUCCUUGUUGAGUAUUUUGAUAAGAUGUGUGCUCGAUUUUAAUUAUGAUAAAUUAAGAUUUGAACAUAAAUAGAUAUUCACCCUAAACAAGGACUAUGCCUUUAUCAUAAACUCAAACAUUAGGUUCCACGCAGUUAUCAUUUGUUAUAUUGACAUAAGUUAUUCCUCUGUUUUAAGAAGCAUGAAUGAGGCAAAUCCAGUUGCCAACAGUCCAAUUUUAGAACUCGUGCCAGUGCUGGUAUAUAUUUCAGAUCGGUGAGGCAAACAGAGGCAAUUUGCGGCAACCUGCGUGAUAAUUUAACUUAAAUUUGCCACCCCUGUUCAUAAGUAUCUUAACAUAUUAUUUAAAUGUGCCAAAAUUUCAGCAAUUCUAGCUACCCCUGAACUGGUUAUUUGUGAACAAUUGUGGUGUUUCCAUGCAGUUUUGUACAAAUGUUGUUUUCACUGAUGAUAUGAGCCUUCUACUUUGGGAAAAUGGUGCUUAAUGCAUAUUUGUAAAGUGUUUUCCCAGAUGAGCCUGUGCAGUCCGUACAGUCUAAUCAGUGAUGACACUUUCAGCUUAAAUUGUUAUUGUUAUUUUUAUAUUAACCCUUUGCAUGCUGGGAAAUUUGUCGUCUGCUAAAAUGUUGUCUGCUGAAUUUCUAAAAUUAGCAUUUUCUUCGAUUUUUUUCAAAGAAUAUUAUCAGAAUAGCAAACAGUUUGGAUCCUCAUGAGACGCCACGUUCUGUGGCGUCUCAUCUGGAUCCAAACUGUUUGCAAAGGCCUUCAAAAUUCGGUUCCCGCACUUAAGGGGUUAAAGGAAGUCACUUUUGUGUGAAAAUCCAGUUAAGACAAAAAGUGUCGUCGCUGGUUAGCAUUUGCUGACUGCACAGGCUAAACUGGGACGGUAAUUUAAGCACAUGGAUUAAACCUCAUUUUUUCAUAGUGAGGCUGAGAUGUUUUGUGCAAAGAUGUUUUCAAAGUUUUUACUUAGUUGUUUUAGUUGCCUUCUAUUCAUGAAUGGGAGACAAUCCCAAUUUAUUUAAAUAUAUAUGUGAUGAUUUGUUAUUUUGAGAGGCUUAACAAAAUCUUACAAUUGACAAAUGCAAACACAACCAUGUCUGAACAUGUUAUGAAGCAUCACUCUUAUUAUGUUACUUUUGUCAUUUCAUGCAUAUUCAACCUUUUGCCAUAUGUGGGGCAACAUUGAAAUCCAUUAUAAAUAGGUUCACUAAACCAUUUGUUUAUAUAUUUUUUUGUUGUUUAUUAUUACAUGCUUUAUGUUUACUCAUUCCAUAACUUACACAACUUUGUCUGCUUUUAUGUUAUUUAUUAAAUUGAAAUUAUGGAUUCAUUAAGUAUGUUUUAUUUAAAAUGUGUCUGUUUUGUCUUUAAAAAAGACAAAUGUCUAACAGGAUAUUUGAAGAAAGCACUGUUUGUCUAUUUAUUGUUUACAUUUAUAAGCAAUAUACAUGAACAGGCUAAAAAGCUUUUGCCAAAAGUCUUAACAAGAUUAUUGAAGGGUUGUAUAUAUGUUGACUCAUUGUAAUAUGUGUCUUGUUCUGUGAAAAUUGGGCAAAAUGCAUGUGGGUAAAGUGUCGUCCCAAUUUAGCCUGUGCAGUCCACACAGGCUAAUCAGGGGCCUGUGCAGUUCGCACAGGCUAAUCAGGGACGACACUUUCCGCUUUAAUGGUACUUUUUGUUUAAAUGAAGUCCCUUUUUACAGAAAAUCUAGUUUAGGUGGAAAGUGUCAUCCUUGAUUAGCCUUUGCGGACUACACAGGUUAAUCUGGGACGACACUUUACGCACAUGCAUAAUGCCCAGUUUUCUCAGAACAAGACACAUAUAAUCCACAAACAGAGCAUCUGACCAGUGAGUCUGUGAUGUCAAUGAGCGAGUUCGUGAUGUCAAAUAGAUUGCCCUGUAAGAUUAAAUUGACGGUUUAUUUGAUGCAAUUUUAUUGGUACCUACAUUAGAUGCAUAUGCAUUGGUGGAUUGUAGUAACCGCAUUAUUUAUAUUAUCACUAUAAAAGGGACCAAUGAUAUGGUUAGGUGUCAGAAAACAGUCUUUGUUAGAUGUUAGUUUCAUGUCCUCAAAUCCUGCGGUUUGAAAUUCAGUUUGAAAUUCAACUAAAGUGUCAUUCACUUAUUUGUUUAAGCCGACACAUACAUGUUUAUUUGAACAUUUCAGUGUUGACAUUAUGUUGUUCAUUGAUAUUGCACAAUUAUUUAUUCAGAGAUUCGGUUUUCUUUUAUGGUGUAUUAUUAUGCAACGUUUAUGCACACAUUCAUAUUGCAUUAGGUGUGAGAUUAAUUUGGUUCUAAAUCUUUUUGUUGUUGUUAUAUUUCAAAGUCAUUAUUAUUUUGUUUAUUUUUCUAUCUUUAUUUGUUUGUGAAAAAAGGCUGUAUUAAUUUAAUUUAUAAAACACCUUUGAGGGCAGGAUGGGGGCCAUCAAGCAUCAAUGUCUCAAAGUAAAAACAGGUGCAAGGUAAAGCUCACAUCUCAAGGUCAAGGGUCAAAUUCAGGAAAUUUGUACAGAACACAUUGUCUGGUGCAUACAUUUGUCAGGCAUGGAUGGAUUUUCAAUAAACAUGGCAAAAGUGAUCAGUAUUAUGAGACAAAGUGUCAUGUGAAAGGUCAAGGUCACUAAGUCUAAUGUCAAGGUCACAAAUUUAGGUCAAAGGUCAAAACAGAGUUUUUAGCAAAUAGAUUAUUUUGAAAUAACUGUGCGGUAGUUACAAGAAUGCUCAGUGCUGACUUUAUAACCAAUAAGUCCCUACGUUGUUGGUCAAGAAUAUAGUCAAGGGUAAAAUCUGAGAAAUCAAUGAAGAAUUUGUCCAAUCUUUACCCCAAAAAAAUGUGCAAAGGGGUGUAUCUUUGUGACAAAGGGGUGUAUCUUUGUGACAAAGGGGUGUAUCUUUGUGACAAAGGGGUGUAUCUUUGUGACAAAGGGGUGUAUCUUUGUGACAAAGGGGUGUA